Molecule: messenger RNA, 3541 nt
Organism: Bactrocera dorsalis (oriental fruit fly)
Lineage: Eukaryota; Metazoa; Arthropoda; Insecta; Diptera; Tephritidae
Product: fibulin-1
Exons: 11
Coding region: 498-3479 (993 amino acids)
Cellular component (GO): extracellular region
Molecular function (GO): calcium ion binding
Source: RefSeq, a predicted model, not a curated record
AAAUUCGAAGUCAAAUGACCAAUAAGAAACAAUAUUAUUUUAACGAAAAACACAAUAAAACAAGCAUAUCACAUUCAGUCAGUGAGUUAACCAAACCGUCAACGAUCGUAAGCAACGAAUGUACUCAGCUGUAUUGGUGUGGUGUGUAUUACAUAGAUUAAUUAUGUAGUUCAUCAGUCACUCGGUAUGUGUAACGGUAUAAACAGCAAAGUGUCAGUACGAAUUCCAAGAUUGAUCAAAUUUCGACAAUUUAUCAUUAAAGCUGAUAAAGAUGCGAAGAUAGUGGCAUAUACAUAUGUAUAUGUACGUCAAUAUGUGUACCAGUUGCACAUGACGUAGUCAUAUGAACAUACAUAUGAAUUUAAAUACCUACGGAUAAAUAAAAAAUUUUCAUAAAUCUGAGUACAAAUUUUUCAUAAUCGAAAAUUGUGUUAAGAACAAUCAGUCAGUAGAACUUAAAUCAUUCAUUGUGAUAAAAAACUAAACAGUGCCGUAAAAUGAUCACAAGACUAAUAUCAAAUAUAUUGAAAUGUCUAUGUUUUAAAAUAAGAAGUCGACUACAAAAAUAUUAUGUUGUUCUGUUUAUGCUUUCGGCGUUGCUGGAUUCGACGUUUUCUUCUGAUGAUAUCGCUAGUCAUAUUAGAAAAUGCUGCAUAAGUGGUAUUCAGUAUGCUGCUAAUGAAAAAAACUGCGAACAAUACGAUUACGAAGUGAACGCGAUACCCCCCCUGUGGCGUGGGCUUUGUUAUUCAACAUAUAGUGUUUGUUGUUCAAGGAAAUUGGAAGAGCAGUAUUGUGUGGCGGGACGCUUAGCUGCUUUGCGGGGUACUCGUUGCGAUGAUGAAUAUCAUACUAACGCAUUUGCAAAUUGCUGUCGCGCUUGUCAGGUUGGCUUAGCUGUAAAGGCCAGUAGUAACGAAUGCAACAAUGCGCUUUUCUCAUAUUUUGCAAAAAUCGAUACAUAUCACAUUUGCUGUGAUGGCGGCAAAACUAAUUAUAACUACCCCGGCGCUAUAAUAAUUGAUGAUUAUGUGAGUAACGAAGAAAGCGAUAAAUUGGAAACUAAAGCAAAUUUUUUUAACGGCUCCGAUGAGAAAGAUCUAAUUGUUGAAGAAGAAUUGAUUGGAAAUGUUAAUGAUGGUACAAUCGUGCUGCCAGAAGAUGACGAUGACAUAUGCGGUAAAGUGAAGAAUCUAUGCGCGCAUAUUUGUGAGAAUACAAAGGAGGCGUAUCGUUGCAAAUGCAGGGCUGGCUAUAAGCUGGAUAAGAAUAAUGUGACUUGCUCUCCUAUAAACAAUGAUACAGAUCAAGUACCCAAAAAUGAAGUCAAUGUGGUGGAAGGCAUAAAGGAUGUUAAAGAAGACGAUGUCGGAAAUGGAGAAACACAGUCAAAACAAGGCGUAAUUGGGGAUAACCGGUCAGAAAACAUUAACAAAGUGGAUCCAUUACGUUGCGACAUUGGUUAUGAAUUUAACUAUAACAAAGGAAAAUGUCUGGAUGUUGAUGAAUGUGCUUAUAAAUUACACAAUUGUAAAAACAGUCAGUAUUGCCAUAACACUAUGGGCGGUUUCCAUUGUUUGAGCGUGAAUUCCAAGAAGUGCGACCCACACAAAGAGAAAUGUGAAAAUAUCUGCAGUGCCGGUUUCCAAUAUAAGAAUGAUGGCUGUAUCGAUGUUGAUGAAUGUUUAGUAGAUGAAUAUGCUUGUGAUAGCAGUCAGAUGUGCAGCAAUGACAUUGGUGGUUACCGUUGUGAUUGCAAAAUAGGUUUUAAUCUAGAUGCAACCACGAACGCAUGUGUGGAUAUAAAUGAGUGUUCUAUUAAUAACCAUAACUGCUUACCAACGCAACGAUGUGACAAUACAUACGGAUCAUAUGUCUGCGUUAGACUUCAAAGCUGCGGUACCGGUUAUACACUAAAUGCCGAAACAGGCAACUGCGAUGACGAUGAUGAAUGCACAUUAGGAACGCAUAACUGUCCACUUGAGUAUGAGUGCCAUAAUACGAAAGGUUCCUUCCGUUGCUACCGUCGUACACCAACAACUGUAGCAACCACAACGAUUAAGCCGACUACUACAACUACAACGCCACCACCAGUCAGUGGUUUACCAAAUUAUUACUACCAUAAUCGUACCUCUUAUAAUGAUCCCGGUCAAUAUACUUCUCGUCAAACCCAUAGUUUUAACUAUACACGGGAGGAUGUGUCCCGGUACACUAGCAUUGGUGAAACUGAAAAUACACAACUCCCUCCAUGUAGCAUAGGCUUUCAUCGGAACAAUUUGGGAGCUUGCGUAGAUCUCAAUGAAUGCGUUUUGAUGAGCCCUUGCAGCUCACAUCAACGUUGUUUUAAUACAAAUGGUUCCUACCGCUGUCAAAACUUGCUACAAUGCACGGCGGGCUAUAAAUCCACUUCAGACGGCACGCAAUGUAUAGAUAUUGACGAGUGCGAAACCGGAGAACAUCAGUGUGCUGAGAAUCAGAUUUGUCGAAACCGCAACGGUGGAUAUAUUUGUUCAUGUCCAUCUGGACAUCAGCUUUUACGAGUGCACGACGGCGUAAGCCGUUGCAUAGACAUUAAUGAAUGUGGCCAGGGGCACGUACCCGUUUGUCCCUCGAAUGCCCAAUGUCUGAAUACCAUAGGAUCAUAUUAUUGCGAAUGCAAAUCUGGUUUCCAAAAGAGCAAAGGGAACGAACAUGUUUGUUUGGAUGUGGAUGAGUGUCAGGAAAUACCAGGUCUAUGCCAACAGAAGUGCGUUAAUUAUUGGGGAGGUUACCGUUGUACUUGUAACCAAGGAUUCGAGUUAAGUGCCGACAAUCGCACAUGCAAUGAUGUAGACGAAUGCGAAGUACACAAGGCGUACAAACUCUGUAUGGGCUAUUGCAAUAAUGUUCCCGGAUCGUAUGAGUGUUCAUGUCCACGGGGAUAUACGCUGGCUUUGGACAAAAAUACUUGUCGCGAUAUUGACGAGUGCGCAACUGGAGAAUUUUGCACGGGACGUAACGAUAUUUGCACGAAUAUACAUGGUAGUUACAAAUGUACCACCAUACAUUGCCAGUAUGGAUAUGUCAGUGAUCCGGAUCAGAAAAAUCGUUGUCGCUUGACCAACAAUCUCUGUGAGGGCGACGAAUGCUAUAGCAAACCAUCUGCUUACACUUACAAUUUCAUUACACUUGUCUCUAAACUUGUAAUACCGCCAGAAGGCAGAAUUGUGUUUACGCUUCGUGGACCUAUAUGGUAUGAUGAUAUCGACUUUGAUUUGAAAAUUAUAAAAAUUCAAGCGUCGGCUAAUAUCGAAAAAGCGUCGGAUAAUCAUUUUGAUACCCUUAAGAGUAAACAUGAGGUUCACUUACAACUGAAACGUUCUUUGGAAGGUCCGCAGGAUAUUGAAUUAGAACUCGGUAUGACGGUUUUCACAAAUGGUAUGCCGAGAGGAAAGAGCGUUGCCAAAAUAUUUAUUUUAGUGUCACAGUACACCUUUUAAAAUUAGACCACAAAACAAUAUUCAUAUAAAAUACACGUAUAUUGCGGUUUUUAUGAAUCAAA